Messenger RNA from Candoia aspera, 1596 nucleotides. It is a transcript of the gene NPY1R, whose product is annotated as neuropeptide Y receptor Y1. Gene Ontology annotation, molecular function: neuropeptide binding; neuropeptide Y receptor activity. Gene Ontology annotation, cellular component: neuron projection; plasma membrane. The transcript has 3 exons. Gene Ontology annotation, biological process: G protein-coupled receptor signaling pathway. The record is from RefSeq and is a predicted model, not a curated record. Lineage: Eukaryota; Metazoa; Chordata; Lepidosauria; Squamata; Candoiidae. The coding region runs from base 269 to 1420 and encodes 383 amino acids.
UGCCAGCCAGUCUGUCCUGAUCUGCCUUCGGCAGGUCAGCUGUCUGUUUGUUCCAGCCUCCCGGAUGCUUUCAAAAACCGGAGAAGGGGCAGAACAGUCAGAUCAUUCAAGAUUAUCAGUGGAAUGAACAUUUCUGUUGCAGCUUUUGCUGGCAGGCUGUGGUUUGUGUAAUGAGAAAAAAAAAUUGACUUCUUGAAUGUGUUUCUGAGAAGCCUACCACAGUUUCAGUCUGUUGCUUAGUGUGAUCUCAGCUUGAGAAAAAAACAGUAUGAAUACAUCACUUCUCUCCUUCGCAGGAAAUUAUUCUGUUCAGAAUGUCUCAAAUGAGGCUUCUGGACUCUUACAUUUCCAGGACGUUGACUGUCAUGUGCCUUUGGCAAUGGUAUUCACCUUGGCCCUAGCUUAUGGAGCUGUUAUCCUUCUUGGCAUUUCUGGAAAUCUGGCCUUAAUUAUUAUCAUCCUGAAGCAAAAGGAAAUGCGCAAUGUGACCAACAUCCUCAUUGUCAAUCUGUCCUUUUCGGACCUCCUAAUAACCAUCAUGUGUCUUCCUUUCACAUUUGUAUAUACUCUAAUGGACCACUGGGUUUUUGGGGAAACUAUGUGCAAACUGAAUCCUUUUGUGCAGUGUGUCUCUGUCACAGUCUCUGUUUUUUCUUUGGUCCUCAUUGCUAUUGAACGCCAUCAGUUGAUUAUCAACCCUCGGGGAUGGAGGCCUAAUAACAGACAUGCCUAUGUUGGAAUUGCUGCCAUCUGGAUCCUAGCAGUGGCCUCAUCUUUGCCUUUCCUUGUAUACCAUGUCUUAACUGAUGAUCCUUUCACUAAUCUAACCAUAGAGGACUACAAAGGAAAAUAUGUAUGCUUGGAUUCAUUUCCAUGGGAGUCAGUCAGACUUUCAUACACUACUAUCCUCUUGGUGAUACAAUACUUGGGUCCCCUUUGCUUUAUAUUAAUUUGCUACUUAAAGAUCUAUAUUCGCUUAAAAAGAAGAUGCAGCGUGGUGGACAAAAUGCGGGAUAAUAAAUACCGAUCCACUGAAACAAAAAGGAUCAAUAUUAUGCUGAUCUCAAUUGUGGUGGCAUUUGCAGUGUGCUGGCUGCCACUCACCAUCUUCAAUACAGUUUUUGACUGGAAUCAUGAAAUUCUCCCUGCGGCCUGCAGCCAUAAUUUGUUGUUUUUAAUCUGUCACCUUACAGCUAUGAUCUCAACCUGUGUGAAUCCUAUCUUCUAUGGAUUCCUCAACAAGAACUUUCAACGGGACCUACAAGUUUUCUUUCGUUUCUGUGACUUCCAUGCCAGGGACGAUGACUAUGAAACAAUAGCCAUGUCUACAAUGCACACUGACAUUUCAAAGACUUCUUUGAAGCAAGCCAGCCCUAUCACUUUUAAAAAAUUUAAUGACCAUGCUGAUGAAAAAAUAUAGCUGCUGUCACUACUGGCAUGGUUUCAUGGAUAAGCACUAUAUUUUAAAGAGAUUUAUUUCUCUUCCAACUCUGAAAUGUCACUUUCAUGUCUCUGCUAUUUUCAUUUUUGUUGCAUGUUUGCUAUUUUUAGAAAUCAGAAGAGUUCUUUCUAACAUUAUAACGUAUAUUGACAUUG